Molecule: messenger RNA, 240 nt
Organism: Pseudocercospora fijiensis CIRAD86
Lineage: Eukaryota; Fungi; Ascomycota; Dothideomycetes; Mycosphaerellales; Mycosphaerellaceae
Exons: 1
Molecular function (GO): oxidoreductase activity, acting on the aldehyde or oxo group of donors, NAD or NADP as acceptor
Source: RefSeq, a predicted model, not a curated record
GUCUUAGAGUAUAUCGAAAACGCGAAGAAGCUAGGAAAUGUUAUAGUAAUCGGUAGCGGAUUAAUCUUUAAGAGAGGAUAUUAUAUUCGACUAGCUCUUAUUAUUAACCCGGAGCCUAACCUAGCCGUCGCUAAAGAGGAGAUAUUUAGCCCUAUACUAGUAAUAUUCAAGUUCCGUAGCGAGGAGGAGGUUAUUCGUUAUGCUAAUAAGUCCGAGUAUAGGCUUAGAGCAUUUGUUUAG